Messenger RNA from Gadus macrocephalus (Pacific cod), 2152 nucleotides. RefSeq names its product DP-Gal:betaGlcNAc beta 1,4- galactosyltransferase, polypeptide 1, like (gene b4galt1l). Gene Ontology annotation, molecular function: cytoskeletal protein binding; beta-N-acetylglucosaminylglycopeptide beta-1,4-galactosyltransferase activity. Bases 488 to 1600 code for a protein of 370 amino acids. The record is from RefSeq and is a predicted model, not a curated record. NCBI's taxonomy places the organism in Eukaryota, Metazoa, Chordata, Actinopteri, Gadiformes, Gadidae. The transcript is spliced from 6 exons. Gene Ontology annotation, biological process: protein N-linked glycosylation; carbohydrate metabolic process.
CACCCGGAAGCGCUUCGUCAGCAGCCAUCAGAUUGACCAGAGAGCCAUAUCAGACCCCGAGGGAAGGAUCUGGUUCCCCUUUACUCCCCUAAUGUCAUAUUAGUUUUCGGUCGACGGCAAAUUAAUUUAGGAGGCUCCGAAGACCAAUGUCCGCGCUUUCGUUUUCGUUCUGAUUUAAAAAACCGUUAUCUACCGAAACAGAAUGGAAAGGACGAGCACCUCUGCGGGCACGUUUAGGACAUAAUCGAUCGGUUUUAAAAACGUGUAUUGAGGGUUUAAAGUUCACUGGCUGAUUUUCAAACGCUUCGUCAGUCCAGGCUAUAACUUUUUUUUGAAUUAUUUUUAGCUGAUACUUUCAAGAUAGUUUCUCUCUACAGCACGAGACUACAAGUUACGCCGACUACUCGCCACGCCCCCUUCUUUCUUAAAGACGUAUCGACCUCCGAGCGCGUUCAAUCCUUCAGUCACUCGUCUCACGGCCAGAAGGAUGAAAGACCCUGUGAAUUUUAGUGCUAUUCACAAAAUAUGCAAGUUGCUCGUGUUGCUGUGUUUUCUCCACAUUUCAGUGGUUUUUGUUUUUUACGUUAAGUCGUUCGACAUCGGACAUGCGUUUAUUCAUAAAGAGCCAACUUUUACCAGACGGAAUUCAACUGCACGGCCGUUCCCGGCCGGGACGAAUGCCGUUUCAACAGCCGAAGGACUAGCAACCACAAACCAUGAAAGGAACCAGGGGAUCUCUUCAAAUAAAAAACUACCUGUCGCUGCCAGUCAACAGACCAUUGAGCUUGGGAAAUGUCCCGAAACAUCGCCACUCUUAGUGGGCCCGCUGCAGGUGGAGUUCAAAACCCCCGUCUCGCUGGAGCAGGUCAUGAAGGAUAACGUGGGCUUGAGGCUGGGCGGGCGCCACACACCCAAAGACUGCGUCGCCCUGCAGAAGGUGGCCAUCAUCAUACCGUUUCGGAACCGGGAUGAGCACCUCAAGUUCUGGCUCCACUACCUCCACCCGAUCCUGCAGCGACAGCAGCUGGAUUACGGCAUCUACGUCAUCAAUCAGGGAGGAACGCAGACGUUCAACCGUGCAAAGCUGCUCAAUGUGGGUUACAUGGAGGCGCUGAAGGACUACGACUACGGGUGCUUUGUCUUCAGCGACGUAGACAUCAUCCCCAUGGACGACCGCAACACCUACAAGUGCUUCGACCAGCCACGCCACCUCUCAGUCUCCAUGGACAAGUUUGGCUUCAAGUUACCAUACUGGCAAUACUUCGGGGGCGUGUCAGCCAUGAGCAAGGAGCAGUUCAAGAAGAUCAAUGGCUUACCCAACAGCUACUGGGGCUGGGGAGGCGAAGACGAUGACAUCUACAACAGGUUAGCCACGAAGGGUAUGACCAUCUCUCGGGCCAGUGGCACGGUGGGGAAAUGCAGAAUGAUUCGACACAACCGGGACAAGAAGAAUGAGCCCAACCCUCAGAGGUUUAACCGACUGGCUCACACCAGAGACACCAUGGCCAAGGAUGGCAUCAACUCGCUCACGUACACUGUGGUUGGCAAGGAGCAGAGGCCGUUGUACACCUACAUCACUGUGGAAGUGGGGGAACCAUGACCCCACCUCCACUGACCGCCGCAGUACCCAAAUGUGCCUUACACGACCUUCUACGGAAGCAAGCCAAAAAACUCUUUUUGUCACGUUUUAAUAUUUUUUUAGGAGGGGGGGGGGGGGUGGGGAGGUUGUCUCUCAUAAACAUUGGACAUCGCUGAGGAAUAAAGCAGUGAAUCUUUUGAACACAUGAAUAUGUGUUCGCUACUUUGUACCAAAGUGCCCGCUUGUCUCUGGGACGUCUGCAGAAUCUCCUUCACAACCCCAUUGUGUGUGUGUGUGUGUGUGUGUGUGUGUGUGUGUGUGUGUGUGUGUGUGUGUGUGUGUGUGUGUGUGUGUGUGUGUGUGUGUGUGUGUGUGUGUGUGUGUGUGUGUGUGUGUGGGGGGGGUUCUCAGCCCAAUAAAUGUUUUGGGGUAUAAUAUAUUAUCUUAUUCUGUUUUUAGGAGGGGUGUGUGUGUGUGACCAAAGUUGUGCGUUUCUUGGGGGAGGGGCUGGAGCUUCCCCUGGCUUAAUCCACCUGGAGCCCUCUCCCAGUCCCAGCCUGCCUGGGAACGAGC